AAAUUUCCUUCUCUCGUACAAAUACAAAAAGAUUCCCAUUUGUAAAGGCACUUCUUGUUUUCUCAUGGGUGUGUCAUGUCGAAUAUUUGAUUGUAAUUAUCGCGGGAAUAAGGAUUGCGUACUAAAAAUCUUUAUAACAAUUCGAGAAUCCCUCCGUAUGGUCGAAAUUUCUUCCACUAAACAAAAGAGAAUGUUCGGCCGAUAAAGGAGAAUUAAUUUUAUUUUCGUUUAUUUGGGAAAAAUUCAAUUUUCGCAAGACGCGUACAUUUGCGGUUGGAGUUCGUACGUUGCGAAAGCAAUUAAAAGACAUUUUACAAGAAAAUAUCCUGGAUUCAUUCCCUGAUUUCCAAGCGAUCUGUUGUGAAGGAAAUCGAUUUUUGCUGCAUUAUCUACUGCUUAUGUGCAAAUACUCAGAAUUGAUCAAAUUUCAUAAGAUUACCCAAGUUUCUCAGCAAAUAAUAUAUACUCAAUGUCAAAAUCAAAGUGUGACAAACUCUUGGCAGAAAAGUUUAUUCAAGAGCUUGAGAUAUUUCUCAAGAAUAAUGAGCCAGAAAAGGCUUUGGAACUUUUUAUCAGUGAGAAAUAUGCAGCUGUCAUUCCUGAUUCUUCAUGGGAUGUCAUUCCACUGGUCUCAUCUUAUCUUACAAUGACAAAUAAACUCAAUGAGCAGCCCUUAUUUAACUGCUGUAUAAGGAUAUUGGAUAUUGUAGCUGAAAAAUGUUGUCCGUCUGAGACAGUUCUAGAAUUUUUGGAACAAGUAGAAUGUGACGACUAUGAUGUAAAAUUUUCUGUGCUUCUAAAACCUCUUGGAACAAGCUUAACCAGAAUGGAUGAUAAAACAAAAGCUAUCGAAUGGUGUAUCAGUACAAUAAGAGCAUAUACAGAUGGUCUUCCAUUGCCAUACACUGAGACAGAAAAUAAUAUUCAGGACAAGCCUCACAUUGAUGCAGACGUGAUGUCAAGAAGGAUCAUGAAAGUGUACAGGAAUAUUCUCAACUUUCUGGAGCCAUUAGUCAAUGAAGCAUCACUUGAAAAAGGAAUCACCAGCAAGAGUCGCAACUACCUCUUGAGUCUACUUCUUUCACUGUUGGGAAAACCGUUCUGUUAUAUAUCAACAGAACUUGUGGACUUGGAAUCGAUACUUACAGGAGGAGGUCGUUCCAUAGCAGAAAUGAUUGUCACUUAUAUUACAUAUCUUACGGGUGAUUCGUUUCGCUUUCUUAAAAUUCUUGAUGACCGAUGCAACCAGCGUAAUAGAAAACUCAUUGGGGAUUCAGACAAGCAUGAAUCACAUGGAAAUUCCGAGGUCAAUCUAUUUGCAUCAGAAGAAAACGUAUCUGAUCUCGCGUAUGCGCAAUUUUACUACCUCCUCAUGGAACUAGAAUCAUUACAAAACAAAUUACCCCGAGUAUACCAUCCACAUUAUCUUAUACAUACUUGUUUCUAUCUUGCAAAGUGCCUUUUACAAAAGUCCAAAGACACACUUAUCCGUAAGGGUUUGAGACUGAUACAAAUAUUAUUAAAACAUGUAGACAAAUUUUCAGUAGGUCCUGAUGCUUUGGAAUUAUCGGUUCACUCUGAGCUCUUUGGUACAAUAACAAAAAUCAUGGUAUACUGUGAAUCGGAGAAAGAACGACACACUGCUCUUCAGGUCUUUGAAGACUAUUUAAAGAUUUUUAAUUUACAAGCAAGAUACUUGGUGAUUUUGCAUUUGUACGAAACUAGCAAUCAUACUGGCUUAAUAAGCAUCAUUACUAAUGCAUUUAAAAGCUCCAUAGUAAUGUGCCUCAAUGAAAAUCCGCACAAUCCCUGUUUCCUAGGCAAGAAAAUGAAAACUUUAUUAAGCAGAGCUUGUAGAUUAUCUCAUGGUAGUGCAACAGACUUGAUAGAGAUAUCGGAUGAAGUUAUCACAGCUCUAAAUCUCCUAAGGUUCCUAACUAUUAGAGACAAAGAAAAUGCCACUGGCAUUUGGGAUUACAUAGAAAAAUUGCAAACUGAUUACUUAAAUCCUUUGAGAAAGGGUAUAGAUUUAGCACAUGCACACUGGAAAUAUAAAAUAAAGGAUCUGGAGCUUCAGAAAAAGAAGUCUUCGAAAAACUUAAAUACAACUUUGCCACACAAUGCAAAACAAACUAAUGAGUUAGAUGAUUCAGUAACAAUAACAGUUGGCGGAGAAAAUUUACCAGUUAUGCCGAUCUCAGAAAAAAUUAGAUUUUGCGAACAGGCAAUGAAUGCGUUAGAUGUAAUGGAAAGUAUCCUUAUUAGAGUGAAUGAGUGUAUUGCUGAGAAUUCUUCGACAUACUAAUUCAAAUGGCGUCUACAGAUUUUCUGAAAGAUUCUUUUCUUCAUGUUAACUAAUCGAAUGGUGAAUAGGUACACAUUUUCGUCUUUAAAUGUCAUUUGCGUAUACUGAUCUAUUAUUAGAAUGUUUAUACAGCAAAGUACCAUUAUACUAAAAAUUAAUUUUUUAAAGUUGCACAUUAUUGUUGAUGCGUAUUUUAAGUUGUACACGAUAAUGUUCUUUUUUGUUUGUUGAAUAAAGUAUUUUCUCUACUUUCA
Molecule: messenger RNA, 2559 nt
Organism: Cephus cinctus (wheat stem sawfly)
Lineage: Eukaryota; Metazoa; Arthropoda; Insecta; Hymenoptera; Cephidae
Product: ubiquinone biosynthesis protein COQ9, mitochondrial
Exons: 2
Coding region: 470-2305 (611 amino acids)
Biological process (GO): ubiquinone biosynthetic process
Cellular component (GO): mitochondrial inner membrane; cytoplasm
Molecular function (GO): ubiquitin-protein transferase inhibitor activity; lipid binding
Source: RefSeq, a predicted model, not a curated record